Messenger RNA from Lodderomyces orthopsilosis Co 90-125, 903 nucleotides. RefSeq lists its product as uncharacterized. The transcript has a single exon. Bases 1 to 903 code for a protein of 300 amino acids. The record is from RefSeq and is a predicted model, not a curated record. Gene Ontology annotation, biological process: vacuolar transport. NCBI's taxonomy places the organism in Eukaryota, Fungi, Ascomycota, Pichiomycetes, Serinales, Debaryomycetaceae.
AUGUCAAAGUUAGUUAGACGCGCUAUAAUCCCAGCAAUAACCCUACUAUUCAUCAUUUGUAUAACAAUACUAGAAAAAUCUAAAUCAAAUACAUCCUUGUAUGAUAAAUCGAGUGAAAUUUUUGAUUCAAUAAGCCAUUUCACAUUUGCGUCGCCUCAUGAACAGAAAUCCAGCCCGAAUGCACAAGAAUUUCCACCUCAUCCAUCAUCUGGUCAAUUGACCACAGAUAAGCAAAAUGCCGAACAUGAAGAAUCAAAAGAAGAGGUGCCUGAUCCAUGUACUAUCAAGAAUCCAUUGAAUCAAGGUUUCAUCGACUUGAGAGGGCUUUCUGCCAUGGGUAAUGAAAACAAACCAAUGCCUUGGAAAUCUCGUGGUUAUGAUUCAGGAAAGAAUUUCACUAUUGGUAUAUGUUCAAAUCCUUUUAAACAAUCUCAUAAUGAGGUAAGCGAGAUUCAAGAUAGUGUUAACUCAACUAUGAUUGGAGCAUAUUACAUUGACCCGACAACAAAUAAAUACGUAUCCAUGGGAGAAUAUUCAUCACAUCCAAUUUUCAGAGGUCGUAAAUUAACCUUGACCUAUGAAAAUGGAUCUUUUUGCAAUGCUUAUGAUUUAAGUACUGGUGCUAGAUUACGAAAAACAACUAUUUUGACAUUCACUUGUGACCGUGAAAUGUCAGCUAAAGCAUCGGUUUCGUACGUAGGAAGCUCAAAUGAUUGCACAUUUUUCUUUGAGGUUCGAAGUCAUCAUGCUUGUCCUACGGCUGCAAAGGCAAAUAAUAUGGCUGCUGCCUGGAUCUUUUUGUUCAUUUUCUUGGCUGCGUUGGCGGUAUAUUUCAGUGGUGGCUUGCUAUAUAAGCAUAUGAAAGCUAGUCGGAAAGACAAUAGAGGUACAUCUAAAGCGUAA